AUGCCUCCAGCAAAGCAAUGGGAUGAUGAGGACAGCGAGUCCGAUACCCCUCCUACUUCACCGGUGGCUGCUGUCCCCCGCCGACGACAGUUCGACGACGAGGAAGACGACGACGACGUACUCGAUUCCUGGGAUGCCGCCGAAGACUCCGAAGUAGAGCGUGAAAAAGCCAAGAAAGCCACCGAAGCCAAGGAGAAGAAGGCCGCCGAGGAUGCUGCCAACAAGAAAUCCAAGCUCCAGCGCAUCGCCGAGCACCAGAAGGAGCGCGCGCGCAUGCGUGAAGAGGGUGACUCCUCCUCCGAGGAGGACGAAGAUGAAGCCGAGCGCCGAGCGCGCCUCCGCCGCACCGAGCAGGAGGCUGAUCUUCGCCAUGCCGAGGAUCUUUUCGAUGGCAUUGGCAUCAGCAACGAUCGUGCCAAGACUAUUCCUGGUUCCAACGUCGUUAUUGACUCCAAAGACCCUGGCAACACUGUAGACCUCGCCAAGCUGCCCAUCUUCAACCCCCAGACCAAGAAGCAGUUUGAGCAGCUUCGUCAGGUGCUUGUCCCUGUAAUUGCUGCCAAUGCCAAAAAGGGCCACUACGUCCUAUUCCUCGAAGAGUUCGCCAAGGAGCUCGCCAAGGAGCUACCUAGCGAACAGAUCAAGAAGAUUGCCAGCUCUCUCACUCGUGCUAGUAACGAAAAACAAAAGGAGGAGAAGGCUGCCGACAAGACUGGCAAGAAGAGCAAGGCUGCCAAGACCAAAGCCUCGCUCGUAACCACACGUGCCAACACGAACGAUAUGGAGACGUACGACAACGACGCCUUUGGAGACGACGACUUCAUGUGA
This is a messenger RNA of Akanthomyces muscarius, 828 nucleotides long. RefSeq lists its product as uncharacterized. Gene Ontology annotation, molecular function: translation initiation factor activity. Lineage: Eukaryota; Fungi; Ascomycota; Sordariomycetes; Hypocreales; Cordycipitaceae. Bases 1 to 828 code for a protein of 275 amino acids. The record is from RefSeq and is a predicted model, not a curated record. Gene Ontology annotation, cellular component: eukaryotic translation initiation factor 3 complex; cytoplasm. The transcript is spliced from 4 exons.